This is a messenger RNA of Manduca sexta (tobacco hornworm), 2292 nucleotides long. RefSeq names its product calcineurin B homologous protein 1-like. Bases 198 to 767 code for a protein of 189 amino acids. The record is from RefSeq and is a predicted model, not a curated record. Lineage: Eukaryota; Metazoa; Arthropoda; Insecta; Lepidoptera; Sphingidae. The transcript is spliced from 5 exons. Gene Ontology annotation, molecular function: calcium ion binding.
CUCUAAUUCUGUCAUUUGUAAGACGUCAGAUGGAAGUUGUCAAUUUUUAUGACUACGUUAACGUGACGAUCAAGUGCUGUGUUGUGCCGAAGUUACGUUAUAACCUAGUACACGGAUGUAAUAAAAAUAAAUAAGCAUUAAUCCUUAUCACUUGCUUAUUAAGUUUAUCACAAAAAGACGGACGCAGGACUUUGAACAUGGGGAAUAAGUCAUCAUUACUCCUUAGAGAAGAAGAAAUAGCGCAAAUCCAAGAAGAAACUGGGUUCACACCUAAUCAAAUUGAAAGACUCUACUCAAGGUUUACGUCUCUCGACAAGAAUGAUUGCGGCACUCUCUCACGUGAGGACUUCCUUCGCAUCCCUGAGCUGGCGAUCAACCCUCUGAGUGAACGGAUUGUCCAUUCAUUCUUUGCCGAAAGCCAUGACGACAGAGUCAACUUCCUGCAGUUUAUGAGGGUGCUGGCCCAUUUCAGGCCGAUACGAAAGAACAGAGAGAACAAACUUAACAGCAGAGAGGAGAAAUUGCGAUUUACAUUCUCAAUGUAUGACCUUGACAGUGAUGGCAAAAUCUCCAGGGAUGAACUCUUGGCUAUACUGCACAUGAUGGUUGGGGCAAAUAUCAGUGAAGAACAGCUGACCAGCAUCGCAGAACGCACAAUCCUCGAGGCGGACACCAACAAUGACCAGAUGAUAUCGUUCGAAGAGUUCUGCGGAGCACUGGAGAGGACAGACGUGGAACAGAAAAUGUCCAUCAGGUUCCUCAACUGACCACCAAACUCUUGAAGCACAUACAUCAAGUACAUCCUGACUGCGCUGCUCGUGCUUCUCAUUUACGGGCUUUUAAAUAAGAAAUGAUGCUCUCAAUGUAAUUGUUUAAUGUUGAUGGGGAUUCUAAUGUGUAAUUUGGUUUGACAUACCGAAAUUGAUAAAUAAUCCCGAAUGCUAUCUUUAGAUCGAUCCUGGAAAGAAAACCGAUCAAAUAAUUUAUAUGUGAAAGAUGCGAAACUUUAUUCUGAUUGGCUCAUUUAAAAUAAAAUCAAGACAUUUACAAGCCACCAUGAAACUGUAUUCUGAUUGCUCAAUUUCCGCGAUCGACCUGAAGAUAUCCGAGAUUGUUCAUUAUUUCGGUCGGUAGUAAAUAUUUUUUAUUAGAUAAUAAAAUAUCAAAACUGAUAGAUAAGUUAAAUUAUGAAGAAAAGUCCCGACCACAUAGUGGAUGGUAGCCAAAUAUAGGGAAUAAAGAUAGAUUUGAUGUUGAACUGUUCGUAUCACAAUAUUUACCGUAUUAAUAGUGUUCUACAAUUACGAAAAUAAAUAUUGUACGCCAUUUUGCAAUCUUAAAACUUAACUCGUCACAUUUAGAUUUAGUUUAGCUUGCACUUAGUAUUUUUUGUAUAAUCAUGUGAUACAUAUUGGGGUUAUUUAGGUUACUAGUUAGAUCAUGUAUUUAUUUAUGUCAACCGCGGGAGUAUGUAGUUUUAGUGUUGAAGUAGCAUUGUUGAUAAUAGUACUGUAGUCAUCGGUAGACGGUAAUCUGCCAUAGUAACUUAAUACUUAAUCCAUCAACUCAGUAGUGACGCGGAGUGGUUGACGCAGAGGCGUCACUUUAGGCUGGCGGUAAAAUACGUAAAUUUAAACGGAUAUUUUUUUAAAUUUUGUUACAUGGACUUAUGGCUAAGGGGCGUGCGCUUGAUAUUCGCUUGCUUACGAUAACAAGGUUCUAAGUUAAUUUUAUUUGUAAGAAAUUAAAUUAUAUACCAUAUAAUUUUAUUUUCUUAUUCUGUAAAAAUUUCCAAUAAUCCCAACAGAUAGAUAAAGGCGGAACCAUGACUAUUGCAAACGAUUUUUUCCUUAGUAAAAAUUAACAUAGAACCUUGACGUAGUGAACCAGUGAUUAAUUGAAAUUAUCUGUUUUGCCCCGUCGGAUGCCUUGGACGCCAAACUUUGAGUCCGCCCUGGAGACAAUAACCCACGUUAUUUCACUGACUCACAGUUGACUACUUAAAUCUUCAUCAUUGACGAAGGGUCCUGACGCCUGCCGGGUUCCACGUAGAAUCUAAUUAUCAUUAGAACGACUUGCACACCGCAUUUAUGCAUAUUAGUAAUUAUUAUGUCACAUUUAUGCAUAUAUUGUCGGGUUACCUUUCGGAAAAUUUUUACCUUUCGCCACUGAUCUGCAUAGAAACUACAUUAAUAUAUACUUAUUUUGUGCUUGUGUUUAUGUAGCCUAAAAGCUCUUAUUUAUUGUUGAUAAAUAAAAUUAACUUAUAAAGCAAACAGCUAUGGGUUAACC